Messenger RNA from Pseudomassariella vexata, 6603 nucleotides. RefSeq lists its product as uncharacterized. Lineage: Eukaryota; Fungi; Ascomycota; Sordariomycetes; Amphisphaeriales; Pseudomassariaceae. Bases 306 to 6299 code for a protein of 1997 amino acids. The transcript has 2 exons. The record is from RefSeq and is a predicted model, not a curated record.
GCUGGAGGCGCGGAUUGGGCAACGACUACAGCUUUGUUGACCGCCGUUCAUACAUUAUAUGCGCAGUCAGGGCUGCCAUCAAGUCUCUUAGACCGUCGCAUAUUACACCAACGAGGGACAGUAACCUUGCUACGUUUUCUCCCAGCUAUCCCAGCUGAAAGAUAAUCACUCAAACUCGCUUACAUCAAUUUGUUCUCUUAAUUGCUGCUGAGGUGGAAUGUACCCCCCCACGCGUUGAGAUAUACGAUUCCCCAAGACAUCCUAUUCCUUCCACAGUGGUAGAGCGCACACAACCGAAGAAGGUGAUGGCGCCGGUCGAGCGAGAUGCCCCGGCUGAUGCCCGACAUCAUCUAAGACACAAGCAUUCUGCCUCGUCCGAUCAAGGACGCGCACUUAUCCCAAUGUGGGACAGCUCCGAUCCCGAACGAGCACCGCCUCCACUUCCAUUGAAUCCCCAAUCACCAACCGUGGGCACCUCCCGAAUCGGUACUUCUGCCGCGAUACAGUCUGCGCAUGCCGCUCUGACGGAGAAGGCGCGAGAGAGCGCCCUUGUGCCCACGCUCGCCAAGCGCAUGAGUUACGACACCUCAUCACCAGAACGUGGGCUCGCAUCACGAUCAAGCCCCCACAAACGCAUGCAGUCUCUCCAACCAGGUAGUGUCAGGGACCUGAGUCUCAUGAUUGAGGGAUCUCCAAGACGCGACUCGUCCCCAGAGAAGUACAACAGCAGACCAUCGACCCCAAGUCGUAUGCGGGAAACCGACAGAGAGGAUUCCGAAAAGGAUUUCCGCAGCUCCGGUACUCGUACGCCGCCUCCAAUGCCCAACAAUUUGAAUGGCGUGGUACGGUCAUCGGUGCGCAGAGGGACACAGAGCAUCCUCGGGGAAAACACGCCACCUCAAUCGGCGACAAUGCGAGCACUCCACAGCAUGAACCCGAUGGCCCCAAGGAUGGAGGCACCGGUCCCAGAAACCCCCCUGGCGCCGGUCACAAAUAACUCGACAGCCCUCGUAAAGGCAAAUGCGCCACUGGACCAUCUCUCAAACCAGAUGGUCACCCUCACGACCAUUGCCACAGGUUUACAGAAGGAAAUGUCUCUGCUUAGCCGUCGCAGCAGAGAUAAUGCAACCGACCUGAUGAGCCUGAAGGAGGCGACGCAUGCGAGGGAUGAAGAUAUUCGCAAGAGCCUCCGUGAAUUGGCUAGCAAUGUCGACGCUAGAAACCCGCGGGAUCCUUUCGGUGGCUCACUCUUCAUGGACAGCAAGUCCAAUGGCAGCCCGCCUGGUUCUUCAAAGGGAAUGAGGCCGUUUUCGCUGCCGCGAAUACCAUCACCGAAUAGUUUCUCUGCAUCGAUGGACCGAGAGACCAUGUCAAGCACGCCGUCUUUGAUCAGUGGAGACUCGCCCGCCACACUCGCUUUACUAGAGAAGAUUAUCCGCGAAAUGGGCACCAAGGACGGCCAGGACGCAGUCAUUGCUCGUCUUACCGAGCUCGCAGAGGGUCUCGCAGGAAUGGCCUCGUCUGGCAAGGUCGAGGAGCUCAUUCACCAAUUGCAAUCCACAAGCCAAGAACUAUCACUUGUGCCCGCAGGGGGAGCAGGGGGUGGUGGCGAUGGCAGAGGACGUUCGCGAAACUUCGGCUUUGACGAUGACGACGACCGGAGUCUUCGCGAAAUCGACUGGAACAAGAGUGGCACGAGCAUUGUGGGCCAACGAGUCAAUGCUCUGAUGCACCAAGACAGCGGACGCACAUCAGCUUCCCCCUCCCGUGCGGGCGAUGUGCUCAAUGAGGAUGUCAUCAAACUCAUACGCGGUGUGAAAGACAGCGUUGCCCAAGGCGGUGGCCUGACAGCCGAGGUUAAGGCCCUCGUUCGAGAGCUUCGCGGUGAGGUUCUCGGAAUGGGGCGAGAGAUUGGCCGACGUCUCGACGAAAUCAAUGAACAGGCCAACAACCAGAGCGAGCUCGCCACCAAGACCCAGAUGGAACGGGUAAUUGAAGAAGGCCUAGAGCAGAUGCGACUCCACAUGAACGAACUACUCGGAGAACACCGGCGUUCCUCAGCUGCGUCGAACAAACCCUUGGUCGACUAUCAAGAGAUCUACAAUGCGAUGAGCGCCGCUCUCAACGACUCCCAGGAAAACAAGGCCCAAGACCCCGAUCUAAGCAGAGACGAUGUGAUACAAGCCGUCAGGGAGGCCUGGGAGCAAUACAAGCCUGAUAUUGCCGUUGAACAAAUCGGUCUAGAACGUGAUGAAGUUCUCGCAUGUUUGAAGGAAGGUCUCCAGGAGUACACCCCGCGUCAAGAUACCCCUGAGGGAGCUACCAGAGAAGAAGUGCUUGAGGCCGUCAUUGAGGGCUUGAAACAUUUCACACCACCCAAAGUCGAGACGCCUGCCACCCUGUCCCGCGAUGAGAUUCUCGAGGCCGUGAGAGAAUGUUUGGAGGAAUUCGAGUUUCCCGUCGCUCCAUCGGCUAUCAACAACAACGAGGUGACCAGAGAAGACGUUCUGGAAGCUGUCAAGCAGGGUCUCGAGUCUUUUGAUUUCCCAAACAUCGCCCAUGCGAUCGUGCCUCACGGCGGUGCUGUGGAGAAUACCGAAAUUGUUGAAAGGCUACAUGACAUCAUGCAACUUAUGCAAGAGGAGUUCAAGGCCGCUGCGCAAGAAGCCAAGCAGAAUGUUGCCGCCCACGGGCGGGACACUGAGCAGGUCUUGGAUGCUACUAAAAGUGGCUUUGAGCAACUGCGAAAUCAUAUGGACGGGUACCUUGAGCGUGCUGGUGGCAGCACUGCUGGCCAGGAUGAACUCAUGGAGACUCUUGUCGAUAGCCUAGAUGGAUUCCGAGAAGAAAUAUCUGAGCUAGUUGCGAAAUCAACUGAUGGAUCCAAGGCUAUGCUGAAGGAAGAAAUCGAAUCCUUGCGAGACGCAGUCAAUUCUUCCCUUGUCCCUCACGCACCCCCUACACACGACAAUAGAGAAGUCCUGGAAGCAUUGCGGGAUGGGCUCGACCGCGUGCGAGCAGAACUUUUGCGUCCUCAUGCUGGCACUACUGAUAUCCUGGACGCCUUACAUGAAGGUUUCGGCGAUCUGCGCAUUAGUGUCGAGAGGAUGGGUAAUAAGCCCGUGGAUCUCACCGCCAAUGACGAGAUCCUCGACGCUCUGAAGUCGGGACUUGAUACCGUCCGAACCGACAUAGAUGCCCUCCGCGAGUAUAACAACGACAGGCAAGUUGCCACCGUGGGUUCAGGAACAAUGUCAGACGCCAUGGUUCCCAUGGAUCUUGUGAAGCAAGACGACAUCAAGAACCUCGAAGUCAUGCUUACUCAGCUCCGCAUCAAAGUAGAGGCAAUUGAGCCCCCUCCCGGUACUGCAGCGGCAUCAGAGGGUCUUUUGUCAAAAGAAGGUCUGUUGUCAAAGGAGGACCUGGCUGACCUGGUGUCCAAAGCCGACUUGGCUGGUAUUGUUUCAAAAGAGGACUUAGCUGGUAUGGCGGCAAAGCAAGAUCUGGCGGAAAUAGAGCAAAUGCUGCGGAAGGUGCAGGAGACUGUUGCAGAUAUUGCCGAGAAGGAAGCAGCGAGGGCCACAUGGAAGGCCGCCCAGCCAGUGAACCUUGAAGAUGCAUCGACGAAGGAGGAUGUACUGGCCAUUGAAACGAUCCUUCGCAACACCAAGGGUCGUCUCGAUGAUCUGAUGGACGGCGAGCAAGCGGUGAGGAAGGAUCACGUUGAUGCUAUCGAAGCACUCGUCCUCGAAACCAAGGACUCACUUAACACACUCGCCACACACUUGGAGGCUGUAUCCAAGAAGGAAGAUGUACAAGCUGUUGAGUCCCUCGUCACUCAAGUCACUCUCGCAUUCGAUGAGAUGAAAGAACGUGCCGAAAAGUCUCUCGAGGACCCGGAGCGUGUCACCAAGACAGACGUGGAUGCCAUCGAAGCCACUUGUAUGGACAUGAAAACAGUCAUCGAACAGAUGUUGAAGACCGACAUUGCCGCCCUGCCCUCGAAGGAAGAUCUCAAGAACCUGGAGGACGUCGUCAAGGAAAUCAAAACUGUUGCCGAUACUCAAACCGUGACCAACGCCAAAGCCUUCGAAGAACGACAAGCUGAAAUCGUGGGCGUCGGCGAAGGUGUGACUGAAGUCAACACGUUCCUUCAAGAGUUUCAGAAAUUGGUCAAGGAGAAGCUCGAGAGCGAAAGUACUAGCAUUGAAGGGCUCCAAAAGUUGCUAGAAACCAUUGGCGAGACAACUGCUCCCAACGCAAAUGUGCAUCGAGACCUGAAGGAGAUGUUCGAGCUAAUGAAAUCCGAAUUCGAGGAGGCGAAGGCCGGGGUUAUCGGUGCCAAGAUUGACAACGACGAAAAGCUACAAACCACCACCGACGCUUUGGGAGUGAGAAUCGACGAGAAGAUUGCCGCCCUGAUGACAAAAUAUGACGAGUUCCAACUUGCAAUGGAGGAACGCACCAAGUCUGGAGAAGCCAAAGACGUCGAAAUGGGGGCAGCGGUUCUCGGGACCAAAGCUGUUGCCGAUGAGUUGAAGCUCCUGAUCGAUACGCUCGGUUCCACGGUAACCGAAUCAAUGGAGAAGGCGGAAGAAGCAUCCAAGACUGUUUUUGACCGAGUUGAGGAGCUUGUUGCCAAAACUGCAGAGAAUCAUAUCGACGACAAGGGUGAGCAUGCGUUGACUCGCGAGGAAAUCAAAACUGUCGUCACCGUUGUCGAAGGGCUGCAAGGUCAAGUCGUCGAAUCCCAACCCAAGAUCCUAGAGUCUGUCAAAGAUGUCCUUCUCCUUGUUGGCCAACAUUAUGAGCACUCCAAGACUGCUACCACUGGUCUCUUGACGAAUCUUCAGCAACAGAUUGAAUAUGUCAAGAACAAGGAGCCAGAAUUGCCUAUGCUUCCGCCUGUUGAAAAAUACGACGACACGGAGAUACAUUCAAAACUCGACAAACUUGUUGACCGCACUCACACAACCGAACUGGAGUUGCGCUCCAAGUUCGACAAGCUUGUUGAUCACACCCACACCGCCGACACGGGAAUACAUUCCAAGCUCGACAAGCUUUCCGCCCAGAACCAAACGGCUGGCACGGAGAUGCACUCCAAGCUCGACAAGCUCGUCGACCACACCCACGUGGCCGACAAAGCUUAUGCCCAGCUCAAGACUCUGGACAAAGUGCACGCACAGGUCGUGAAGACCGCGGCCGAACUUUCGAUAUUCAUGGAGACCCAGAAGAAACAAAUCGAAGCUGCGCGUGAGGACCACGAGAAGACGUUACAAGAGACCAAGACUGCCCUCGCUAUUACGGAGGCCGAGAAAGAGAAUGUGGAAGCCAAUGUGAUUUCUCUGCGGUUAGAGCAAGAGGAACUCCGCGAGAGCGUGCUUGCGUUGAGGAACGAGCAAGAGCUCCUCAUGCGACAAAAGAUUCGUCUCAGUGCUGAUGUUUCGUCCUUGGAGACUGCAAUGCACAUCCGACGAGAGGAGUUACAGCACAUGGAAAAGCGGGCAGAGGGUUUGGAACGCCGAAUUUUGGAAGGCGUUUUGGAUCACUCGCGUGCCCUUCUCAUCACUAAAGCCGGUAACAAAGGCCGCGAUGCUAUGUCUCGCAAACGAGUCCCGGCUGCUAGGUCCAGCCUGACGCCAGCAGACGCUUCGAGUCUGAAUUCCCAACCGCCCAACGCCCACCGAAAAGCCGUCAACAUUGCUAUUAAUGGUAACCGAGCCAGUUUGGUCCCGCCAAACCAGACAGGAACGUCGAGGCGCAUACUCAGCUUGAGUCAGAUCAACAACAACUUACCCGCUGGUGGCAUCAAACGAAGCCAGAGUGUGCGUGCUGCACCUGGUCAGGGCGCGUUGCGUAAGGGGAGCUGGGGUGGCGGACUGGGCAAGAAGUACGGGGAGUUGAGUGACGACAAGGAGAAUGGACCCAUCGAUGUAGUGAGGGAGCUCGAUGAGCCGCCUGAGAGUGCAGGCGAACCCACUCCUGAGACAGAGCCGGUGGUCGAGGGUGAUGAAAGUCAUGAUGGAGAAGGGCAAGACGGCGCGAGCGACGAUGGCACGCUGCGCAAAUCAAGCCUGGGUACAACAGUUAUCACCAACACCGAGAACAAGGGCGGGUAUUCGGAUGAUUAUGAUGACGAAAGCUAUGACGGUCAGAGUGAAUGGACCGAGAGUGGACGCACGAAAAGUGCAGUCGGGGCCGAAAGCGGACUAGGGACAGAGACCGUAUCGGAUUCAGAGAGCGAUGCUGACACCGAGACGCCAGAAGAAGACGGUGAUCCCGUGGCACUCGGUGCGUAGGAGGGAAGAAAAGUUACUCUCGUUUGCUUAUUUGCUUGUUUGUGUCUCUGCUUGGAGAGUCUUCGUGCUCGAGGGAUUUUACCGCUUUUGGAAGGGUAUGAUUGUCGUUGUUGUUUGUCAUUGAGUAGUACAAGACGGGCUUCUUGUCUCUAUGUUUAUGUGCAUAUGUCUUUCAGGAUCAGGAGCCAGUAUGAUUGAUGACGACAGAAGGAAAACCAGCUUUAGGUGGUCUGAUGACACAUGAUAAGAUAGGGGUCAGGAAUGUUUAUUUAAUCAGAGUGCUGCUUUGUUGAUGAAUCACUAC